Zalophus californianus (California sea lion) is the source of this 6897-nucleotide messenger RNA. RefSeq names its product TBC1 domain containing kinase (gene TBCK). Gene Ontology annotation, molecular function: ATP binding; protein kinase activity. The record is from RefSeq and is a predicted model, not a curated record. NCBI's taxonomy places the organism in Eukaryota, Metazoa, Chordata, Mammalia, Carnivora, Otariidae. The transcript has 26 exons. Bases 367 to 3048 code for a protein of 893 amino acids. Gene Ontology annotation, biological process: protein phosphorylation.
UCUUUCCUCAACGUUGUGUCGUGGAAGUUGUGAGGUCAGAGGAAAUGGCCCGGCUGAAUCGAGGGUGGGGGCGGGGAGAGCUGGGAGCUGUCAGUGGAGAGAGUCAGACUCACGCUCCUGGCCAGAUUCCGAGCUGGAAAUUUCGGCGGAUUCUAGCCAGCAGGCAAAGGGCAACCCCGGCGCUCGAGGAGCGGCUUCUUUUGUAGAAGCACCUGAAAUGCAGGGUCUGGUACACUAAGCAGUAGCGCCCGCAGCAGCAGCCAUAGCGACAAGCUGGGGCCCUGUGUAGAAGCUCCAUCCCCUUGUGUUUGUGUCCGCCUGCGUCCCCACACUCAGAGAUUAUCUUAGAAGAUCGAGGACUCUGAAAUGUUUCCCCUGAAGGAUGCUGAAAUGGGUGCCUUUACCUUCUUUGCCUCGGCUCUGCCACAUGAUGUUUGUGGAAGCAAUGGGCUUCCUCUUACACCAAAUUCCAUCAAAAUUUUAGGGCGAUUUCAAAUCCUUAAGACCAUCACUCAUCCAAGACUUUGCCAGUAUGUGGAUAUUUCUAGGGGAAAGCAUGAAAGACUGGUGGUGGUAGCUGAACACUGUGAACGGAGUCUAGAAGACUUGCUUCGAGAGAGGAAACCCAUGAGCUAUUCAAAGGUUUUGUGCAUUGCAUUUGAGGUACUCCAAGGUUUGCAGUAUAUGAACAAACACGGUAUAGUACACCGAGCACUGUCUCCUCAUAAUAUUCUUUUGGACCGAAAGGGACAUGUUAAAUUGGCUAAAUUUGGACUUUAUCACAUGACAGCUCAUGGUGAUGAUGUUGAUUUCCCAAUUGGGUAUCCAUCAUACUUGGCACCCGAGGUAAUUGCACAAGGAAUUUUGAAAACCACCGAUCAUGUGCCAAGUGAAAAACCGUUGCCUUCUGGCCCCAAAUCAGAUGUGUGGUCUCUUGGAAUCAUUUUAUUUGAGCUUUGUGUGGGAAGAAAAUUAUUUCAGAGCUUGGAUAUUUCUGAAAGACUAAAAUUUUUACUUACAUUAGAUUGCAUAGAUGACACUAUAAUAGUUCUGGCCGAAGAGCAUGGUUGUCUGGACAUUAUAAAGGACCUUCCUGAAAAUGUGAUAAAUCUUUUGAAGAAGUGUCUCACCUUCCACCCUUCCAAGAGGCCAACUGCAGCUGAAUUAAUGCAGGACAAGGUAUUUAGUGAAGUGUCACCUUUAUAUACGACCUUUACCAAACCUGCUAGUCUGUUUUCAUCUUCUUUGAGAUGUGCUGAUUUGACUCUGCCUGAGGAUAUCAGUCAGCUGUGUAAAGAUAUAAACAGUGAUUAUCUGGCAGAAAGAUCUAUUGAAGAAGUAUAUUACCUUUGGUGUUUAGCUGGAGGUGACUUGGAGAAAGAGCUUGUCAACAAGGAAAUCAUUCGCUCUAAACCACCUAUCUGCACACUCCCCAAUUUUCUCUUUGAAGAUGGUGAAAGCUUUGGACAAGGUCGAGAUAGAAGCUCACUAUUAGAUGACACCACUGUGACAUUGUCAUUAUGCCAGCUAAGAAAUAGGUUAAAAGAUGUUGGUGGAGAAGCAUUUUACCCACUACUUGAAGAUGACCAGUCUAAUUUACCUCAUUCAAACAGCAAUAAUGAGUUGUCUGCAGCUGCCACUCUCCCUUUAAUCAUCCGAGAGAGGGACACAGAGUACCAACUAAACAGAAUCAUUCUCUUUGACAGGCUACUAAAGGCUUAUCCAUAUAAAAAAAAUCAAAUCUGGAAAGAAGCAAGAGUUGACAUUCCUCCUCUUAUGAGAGGUUUAACCUGGGCUGCCCUUCUGGGAGUUGAGGGAGCUAUUCAUGCCAAGUAUGAUGCAAUUGAUAAAGAUACUCCUAUUCCUACAGAUAGACAGAUUGAAGUGGAUAUUCCUCGGUGUCAUCAGUAUGAUGAACUGUUAUCAUCACCAGAAGGUCAUGCAAAAUUUAGGCGUGUAUUAAAAGCCUGGGUCGUGUCUCAUCCUGAUCUUGUGUAUUGGCAAGGUCUUGAUUCACUUUGUGCUCCAUUCCUAUAUUUAAAUUUCAAUAAUGAAGCCUUGGCUUAUGCAUGUAUGUCUGCUUUUAUCCCCAAAUACCUGUAUAACUUCUUCUUGAAAGACAACUCACAUGUAAUACAAGAGUAUCUGACCGUGUUCUCACAGAUGAUUGCAUUCCAUGAUCCAGAGCUGAGCAAUCAUCUCAAUGAGAUUGGAUUUAUCCCAGAUCUCUAUGCCAUCCCUUGGUUUCUCACCAUGUUUACUCAUGUAUUUCCACUGCACAAAAUUUUCCACCUCUGGGAUACCUUACUCCUUGGGAAUUCUUCUUUCCCAUUCUGUAUUGGAGUAGCAAUUCUCCAGCAGCUACGGGACCGGCUUUUGGCUAAUGGCUUUAAUGAGUGCAUUCUUCUCUUCUCUGAUUUACCAGAAAUUGACAUUGAACGCUGUGUGCGAGAAUCAAUCAACCUGUUUUGUUGGACUCCUAAAAGUGCUACUUACAGACAGCAUGCUCAACCUCCAAAGCCAACUCCUGAUAGCAGUGGAGUCAGAAGUUCAACACCUUUUUUCUCCACUGAGUGUCCAGAUCCUCCAAAAACAGAUUUGUCAAGAGAAUCUAUCCCAUUAAAUGACUUAAAGUCAGAAGUAUCACCCCGGAUUUCAGCAGAGGACCUGAUCGACUUGUGUGAACUCACAGUGACAGGCCAUUUCAAAACACCCACCAAGAAGACAAAGUCCAGUAAACCAAAGCUCCUGGUAGUUGACAUCCGGAAUAGUGAAGAUUUUAUUCGGGGUCAUAUUUCAGGAAGCAUCAACAUUCCAUUUAGUGCUGCCUUCACUACCGAAGGAGAGCUUACCCAGGGCCCUUUCACUGCUGUGCUCCAGAGCUUCAAAGGGAAGGUCAUUGUCAUCGUGGGGCAUGUGGCAAAGCACACAGCAGAGUUUGCAGCUCAUCUUGUGAAGAUGAAAUAUCCAAGAAUCUGCAUUCUAGACGGUGGCAUUAAUAAGAUCAAGCCAACAGGUCUCCUCACCGUCCCAUCUCCUCAAAUAUGAAGAACCAAGACUGUGACUGUGACUGUGAAAAGGAUAGAGUGAUAUCAGCCCCCAACAGCCCACCUCUUCACAGCCUCACCACUCUGAGACAGAACUAGACUUCCAGAUUGUUGCAUUUUCAUAAAGUUUUGUCAUGAAACAUUUUUUUAAUAUCAUAACCCACAUGUUCAACCAUCCAGGCAACAAACUUGACUGUACAUGUAUUGCUGAAAGAAUUUCCUUAACAGUGAAAUCCGAUCAUGUAUCUUUACCACAGUGCAACACAAAGCCAGAGGAAUUCAGCUGACAAGGCAGAUUUAGCAUUAUCAAGAAAUCUCAGUUGCACUGAAAAAGCUGUCUCCCAUUGCACCGAACAGACAGUCCUAACAAAGGUAUUAUUUAGAAACAUAGACUGAAUGGGGGUUGAAAUCGUCUUUCUAUGAUAGUGAAAAUCAAAAAGCUAUUCUCAAUGUAUUCCUUGUAAGUAAAUGCUAUAUUUGGCAACUCAUUUUGGCCCAGACAGAUCAUGUGCGUGCGUGCGUGCGUGCGUGUGUAUGUGUGUGUGGUUUGUUUAGGAGAAGAAUUUAGCCCACUGAAAAAAGUAAUAAAUAAUUUACUUCCAGAAAAAUGAAGUCAGAAACCAUUCACAUUAGAUAGAACAUUUGUUCAGCUCCUAUGUCAGAGAAACCCAAAAUAAGACUGACUUAAACAAACUAGAACUGUAUUUCUCACAUAAAAGUCUGCAUAAUGAGUCUAGGGCUAGUAUACUGAUUUCAUAAUCAUUAAGAACUGAGGUAUCUUCGCAUUGUUUUAUCACCCUCAAUACAUGGUUUCUAUCUCAUGGAUCAAGAUGGCUGCUCAGCUCAUACCAUCAUAUAUGCCAUUUGGAAGGAAGGGAAUGAAGGAGGAGGGGGGGUGUUGGGGGGAAGGAAAGAAAUCGGGAAUGGAACAAAUAAGAAAGAGAAGGAAGAGAAUGCUCUUUCUCUUUAAGGGCACAAACCAGAAGUUGCACAUAUUAUUUCUGCUUAUAUAACAUCAGCCAGAACUUAGACAUGUGGCUACACCUAGUUAUAAGGGAAACUGGGAAUAUAAUCUUUGGCUGGGAGGUCAUUUACCCAGGUAAAAAAUUGUAUUAUUAUUUUUUAAAGUUUUAAUUAUUUAAAAACUUCAUUAAACAUUAUUAAAAUUUAUUACUGUGUGGGAAGAGGAAAACACAUAUUGAAGGAUAACCAGCAACCUCUGCCACAUUAUUCUAAAAAUUAAGUACUCUACUUCAUUGAAUCUCACACAUACCACAAUUUUAUGAACCAUAAAGAAAAAAAAUGCAACCAAAUCAACUGGAUAUACCAUCAAUUAGAUGCAUUCCCAUUUCAGAAAUGUGAAAAAAUACGUAUCUUAGAAUUAUUGAAUUAUAGUUCCUUUCUUGACUUAAAUUUUAACUAAACAGUGUUGUUGUUUUUCCUCUUUAACUUAUAUUCCUCUUCAGUGUUAGGAACAACAACUACGUUGUUGUUUUUCCUCUUUAACUUAUAUUCCUCUUCAGUGUAGAACAUUUCCAUAAGAGCCUCAAUUCAACUCUCUGGCUCUGGUUUUAUUGUUGCUAUUUGUUUUGUUUUGUUUUUUGCAUCUACUUUUUUAUUGAGAUACAAUUUACAUACCAUAAAAUUCAUCCUUUUAAAACAUACAAUUCAGUGGUUUUUAGUAUAUUCAGAAUCAUCAUCACUACUGUCUAAUUCCAGAACAUUUUUAUUCUCCAAAAAAGAAUCCUGUAACUAUUAGCAGUCAUUCCCCAUUAAUCCCUCACAAGGUCUUUGAUUUAAUGUUUAUGUAUGACAUGGGAUAUGUAUCCAGCCUCAUUCUUGCAUGUGGAUUGCAAGUUGUCCCAGAGGUUGUGACAUUUUAUUUGUUUUGCUUUAAUUGAAUUGUAUUUAGUCAUUCACCAAAUAUGUUUUAAAUACCUAUUAGAUGUAAGACAUUGACAUAACUAGUGAUUAUAUCAUUCUGUGACCCCUACAUCAUAUACAAAGAAAAAAUGUUUGAGAAUAAUAAAAUUUUACCACCGUUUUCCUAAUAGUAUUUUGAGGUCAUCAUGUGCCAUGGUAAGAGAAAUAUUAUUAAGUCCUCCUGUCCUUUCCUGCAACCUUUGGUGACUUAUCUGACUUCAUAGUCCUAACGUGGUACUGAUGAUCACUUGGAAGGAGUGGUUCCAAGUUCUAAGUUUGAAAGUUUGAAAGCAGAGAAGGAUGAGGGGUGGGGAUAUGAUUUGAAUGAAUUGGUAGGGCAGUAGGGGAAGAUGAAGACCUGGGUACUGAGGAGAGCUGUGUGAGAAGGGUAUUGAGGAGAGCUGUGUGAGAAGAUAAUAGUAGCCAACCAAUCACAAUUUUGCAUUUGAUCUUUCUUAAAACUUGAUACACUUAGGCUUACUUUUUUAAAUGAGUUUUUUAACCAUUCAAAUUAUGAAUAUUUAAUAUUCUCAACAGUAAAAUAAGAAAGAGCACACAAUCACUGCCAUGUUUACAUUCUGGACAUGAUAUUUGGUGGCAGAUAGUUUCAACAAAGUUGACAUCAACAACUAUUUGUUGCCCUGAACUUACAUGACCCAUGACUAUAGAAGUCCUUGGGAAUAUAUCAUUGACUCCUACAUUAUCACUAUCAGCACUAUUUGUUUCUGGCAUCAGCAGUCUCUUUCCCUCUGUCUGGAAUGUCCAUACUACCACCACCAGCCCCACAGAUACACACACACACACACACACACACACACACACACACAAAUCCUUUAAACUCCACCAGUAACAUCUCCAGUCAUCUCAGUCUUCCCCAUGCUGCAUGAAAAGCCUCAACUACCAAAGCAUUCCAUUCAUACUUCUAAUAAUAGACUUACUACAUCAUUUGGCAAUUAUCUGUUCACAUUUGGGACCCAUAUUAAAAUAUGAGACCCUUGAGGUCAAAGACCAUAAUUUAUACUUCUUUUUGUAUUCAACAACCUACUACACUGGAGAUGCUUGUCAAGUGCAAAAUUGAAUUUGAUCUCCAAGGGAUUUUAGAAUCUAUAUGGGUAGAAAAAAAACAGGUAAUUUUUUCAAAUGCCAACUUACCUGGUACCUGGUGAUAUAUAAAUAAAUCGAAAUUGUAAUUCACUGAAGAAAAUACCUCUAAUGUUCUACCUAGCUCUAAAAUUCUAUAAUUGGAUAAGUUGGAACAAAUAACUUCCAACAACACAGUAAACUAAGCUAGUUGCAUUCCCUUUCCAAAGCAUAAAAAUGCUAAUUGAAAAGAAUAUUAAAAAUGUCUUCAUACUUAACCAAGUUUGAAGGAAAUAAACAAAUUCCUUGAUGUCACAUCUGAAGAGGAACUGAAACACUGUCAGGCACAUGGGCUAUCAGCUAUCAGUACAGACCCUGGGAACUGUGGUUUUAACAUAGGGUUAAAAGACACACAUGAGCAUUAUUAGGAUUAUUAGGAUAGUGGCACUAAUAAUUUAGAAGUAUUAAAUUAUUUUACCAUUCCCACAAUUCUUUGUCCUAAAGAUUAAAUUGCUUUUGAAAUAAUUUACUUGAAAUAAUAUAUUUUUGAAUAAAAUGCCUGUCUCUGCAAAAAAAAAAAAAAAAAAAAAGACACAGACUUGGGCCUUCUGGUAGGGAGUUUGUAUCAACUACUUUACACAGUGACAGUCUCAAAGAACUCUUUGCUCCACGAAGUGACUAGAAAUAACCCCACCAAAUCAAGGAGGGUACAGGGGAGAUUGUCCUGGUGUUCUGAGUAAAGAAAGACAAAUCUGUUGUAGACAGAUGGAGGUGUUCAAUGGAAAUGCUGUAAUAAGUCCCCAAAUUAGAACAGGUUUUAAGGCAUGUGUUCAUCUGACUAUUUAAA